Chrysemys picta bellii (western painted turtle) is the source of this 2180-nucleotide messenger RNA. The record is from RefSeq and is a predicted model, not a curated record. Lineage: Eukaryota; Metazoa; Chordata; Testudines; Emydidae.
GCGCUGUUCGCGCCGCCGGGCUUCCCCAGCAGCCCGUCCCGGCCGCUGCACGGUACCUCAGCCCCAGUGAGCCGCCCGGUAUCCCUCCGCCGUUACCGGGGCGACAGCCCCGGCUUCUGCUCUCAGCACCAGCGCUCAGGGUAUAUAAUCCCAGUGGCGCCCCGCCCCCGGCGGUUGGGGUCAUAACCCUGGUGCCCAGAAUCCCUCAGCUGAGCAGGACGUAUCCCAGCAGCCUCCUGCCCCGUAUCCAUCCGCAGGGCUGAUGCGCCCACGGGUCUAACACCCCAGCGCCUUAAGAAGCAGGUUACAUAUUCCUCCACCACAUGGGCUAAAUAGUCCCCCAUAGGCGCUGGGACUAGGUGCGGCUUGACGUGGUUUCCAUCGUAUCCACGGUGGCAGCCAUGUCGGACUCCGGGCACAGCCAGCCCGGCCUGUACGGCCCCGACCGCCGGCGCCGCUGGAACCGUGACAAGGAGCUGGGUCCCCCGGGCGGCCCCCAGAGCCUGUCGGGGCCAGGCCGGGACCGUGACUACGGCCCCUGGGACCGCGAGCGCCGGGAGCCCGUGGAGGAGCCGGUCGGGUCCGUGAUGCAGAAGACGCCCAUCAUCCUGGCCAAGCCGCCUGCUGAGAGGUCCAAGCUGGCCCCUGCCCCAGCUCCGGCCCCACCCGCCACUGCCCCGUCCCCCAUGGAGAAGCCCAUCGUGCUGAUGAAGUCGCGGGAGGAAGGCAAAGGCCCCGCGGAGGGGGCUGCCCAGCUCCCCACAGCUGCCGCCAAGGGGGAGAAGGAGGGACAGCGCCCCACGCAACCCGUCUACCAGAUCCAGAACCGGGGCAUGGGAUCCGCUGCCUCCAGCAGCACCAUGGACCCCGUGGUGGGCCAGGCAAAGCUGCUGGCCCCGGAGAAGAUGAAGCACAGCAUCAAACUGGUGGACGAUCAGAUGAACUGGUGUGACAGCGCCAUCGAGUACCUGCUGGACCAGACCGACGUGCUGGUGGUCGGGGUGCUGGGAUUACAGGGCACCGGCAAAUCCAUGCUGAUGUCUCUGCUGUCGGCUAACCAGCCUGAAGAAGAUCAAAGGGCCUACGUGUUCCGCACCCAAAGCCAGGAGAUCAAGGAGCGCGGGGGGAACCAGACCAGCGGCAUCGACUUCUUCAUCACCCAGGAGCGCAUCAUCUUCCUCGACACCCAGCCGAUUCUCAGCCCUUCCAUCCUGGACCAUCUCAUCAACAACGACCGCAAGCUGCCCCCCGAGUACAACCUGCCCCACACCUACGUGGAGAUGCAGGUAGACUACUGCCCCCCACCUCCCAUCCGGCCCCAGGGCGGGCCCUGGUUGGCUCACUGGGACAAGGAAUGGGGCCUUGCGCCUCUAGGGGGCGCUGACUCCAAUCCGGCCCCAGGGUUCCUGCAGACGGCCGAGAUGGUGAAACCCUCCACGCCCUCCCCCAGCCACGAGUCCACCGGCUCCUCGGGUGCCGACGAGGGCACGGAGUAUUAUCCCCACGUCGUUUUCCUGCAGAACAAGGCCAAGCGGGAGAAUUUCUGUCCCCGGAACCUGAAGCAGAUGCACAUGGUUAUCGAUAAAAUCAUGAUGCACUCGCACCUGAAAUACAAGGGCACUCUCUCCAUGCUGGAGUGUAACAUCUUCCCUGGCCUGCCCUACGACUACCUGGACACGGAGGUGAAUCUCUUCCUGCUGCCGUUCGCGGACAGUGACGCCGACGACACUUUCCCCAGAGCAGCUCCUGGGGGUGGCCCCCUCUUCUCCCUGCUGCCCGGGUACAAGGGGCACCCCAGCUUCCAGUCGCUCAUGGCCAAGCUGCGCAGCCAAAUCAUGUCUAUGGCACGGCCCCAGCUCUCCCACACCAUCCUGACGGAGAAGAACUGGUUCCACUACGCGGCCCGGAUCUGGGACGGGGUGAAGAAAUCCUCAGCACUCUCGGAGUACAGCCGCCUGCUGGCCUGAGCGACUGCCGCCCACGGAGCCGCCGCGCUGGGGGGCCGCACCGGGGCCCCCACCCUCUGCCUCCUGGGGCACAAGUGGUCUGCUGGGCAGCCCGGGAAGUGCUGUUUGGUCGCUGGCUCCAGGCGGGGUGCGGGAGAGCCCGGGCAGGAUGCCCCUCCUGGGUCACCAUCCCACUCCCAGAGGGCACCCGGGGCAGAGCCGCUCUGACCCCCC